AUGCCUCCAAGAUCCUCCUCAAAUCAAUUUGACGACAAACAAAAAGUGUUUGCUAAAAUGCCGGGAUAUCCAUGGUGGCCUGCAUUCAUCACCCCAGAAGAAUACGUUCCAAAACAUGUUCAGAGAGCCCAAAAAAAGAGUACUCCUUACUGUGUGAUAUUCAUACCAGAUGGUGAUUUCUAUUGGUGCACAGAGAAAGGCUUGAAAGAGUACAAAUUAGAAAACACUUCUAAGGACUUGAGUAAGCUAGACGCAAAGACGAUUGCCAAGUUGAAAGAUGUGAAAUAUUUGAAAAGGAGGUUAACCACGAUACCAAAGAAGCCAGCAACAUUUCCUGAAGCAAUUACUGCAUCUGAAAAGUUGGAUUUUGAUGAUUUUAUAACGAUUUUCCAAGAGGACUUCGAAGAUGAUGAUGGAGAGGAAGAGGAGGAGGAAAAAGAAGAAGAGGAAGAAGAGGAAGCGCAGGUGGAUGACGAAAUCGAGGAGGAGGGGGAGGAGGAGGAGGAGAAGCCAACAGUGUCAGUGAAAAAGUCAGCACCUCUGAAGAGCCGAAACAGAUCUGAAGCCAAACCUAGAAGAUCAAGUCGCACUCAAAAUGUCGACAUUGAUGUUGAUGCUGUCGAUGAUGAAGGUGAAGACGGUGAUGUUGAAGAUCAGUAUCAAGAGGAAAUACCAAAAAACAAGAGAAAGAGGGGCUCAGUGGUUCAAGCAUCGACCAAUGGUAAAAAGAGGACGCUGACUGAUGCAGCUGUCACAGAUAAAGUGGAUUCUGAGCCUAACAAAAAACCCAAGAUGGAAAAUUCAAGUGAUGAAGAUACCGCCAAUGCAGCAGGUGCGGCAGCUGCGUCGAUAAAAUCAGGUAAAGCACCAGUUAAUGAUGAAGAAAAACAGCACCAAUUAUAUUUGUGUCGAAUCAAGUUACAAAGAACGUUGAUACAAAGAGACUUGAACAAAUCACCCCCAACUGCUGAUGAGCUACUGCUUGUUCGAUUAAUCUUGUACCGAUUAGUCAAUUUCCCAGUUGAUAAAGAGCUUUUGAAGAAAACCAAGCUAUACAAGGUAAUGAGAUAUAUUCUCAAGAACCCUGAUUUGGAGUAUUCGGAGAGUUUCAAGUUGCAUGAACUUUGUAAAGAAAUAUUAGAGAAGUGGGAACCAUUUAUUCAGCAGAUAUUAUAUGAGAAGGAACAUUCAAAUAGCGACAAGAGCUCCAAUUCGAGUUCAAGAUUACUAUCAGUAAAGAAUGGAGGAUCGGGAUUCAAUGAUGAUUCCGAAGUUAGUGGUAUUGAGCAGAGUUUACCGGAGAUUGACCAAUCAAAGGAUGAGGAAUCCGAGGUAGUGGAGAAAAGAUCUGGUUCGGGUGAGACCAAAACAGAAAGUAGUGUAUCUACCGAGAAGAAGGAAGUACCGGACGUCUCGCUGAAGAAUGACGGAGGAGAAGAAAAAGACACGGAAAGCAAGAAGCAAAAUGGCAAUAAUAGCCAUAAAGGCGAUGAUCUGAAAGAAGAGAUCAAGACUGAUAUCAACCUGCAUGAGAACCAAAACAGCCAAGCCACUGGUGACAAGACGGAAAGUGCGACAGAAUCUGAAAUCAAAGAAUCCAAGAUAAAGACUGAAACUGUAACUGAUAAUGGAGACGGUGUCAACGAAGACCAGACGAAAGAGCUCGAAAGCACAGUUGAUACAGCUAAGGCUGAGUCUAAGGAUGAUAGUGUAAAGACGGGGAGUCAAAGUGAGAGUGCUGCUACAAAGGAAACCACCGCUCCCGCCGAACUAAUAGCAGAGCAAAAGUCUGUCUCCAACGAUGUCGGCCAAGCUACUGCUUUCAGUUAG
Messenger RNA from Lodderomyces parapsilosis, 1830 nucleotides. RefSeq lists its product as uncharacterized. The transcript has a single exon. Lineage: Eukaryota; Fungi; Ascomycota; Pichiomycetes; Serinales; Debaryomycetaceae. The record is from RefSeq and is a predicted model, not a curated record. The coding region runs from base 1 to 1830 and encodes 609 amino acids.